Molecule: messenger RNA, 2677 nt
Organism: Pieris brassicae (large cabbage white)
Lineage: Eukaryota; Metazoa; Arthropoda; Insecta; Lepidoptera; Pieridae
Product: neuronal PAS domain-containing protein 4-like
Exons: 11
Coding region: 340-1935 (531 amino acids)
Biological process (GO): regulation of transcription by RNA polymerase II
Molecular function (GO): DNA-binding transcription factor activity, RNA polymerase II-specific; RNA polymerase II transcription regulatory region sequence-specific DNA binding; protein dimerization activity
Source: RefSeq, a predicted model, not a curated record
ACGGAAGUAUCGGAGCUUUAGUAUCGGUCCUUAAUCUCAUUCCAAUAAAAAGCUUACGCAUAAAUUGACGCGGUUUUGUUAGAAUUUAAAAUGGUUUUUUCUUAUUGUGUGAGGCAUAGGUGUUAAAUUAUGUUGAACACGUGCUUGUUAAUUUUAUGGUUUAAUAUGACAUUAAUUUUGUGAGUUUUUAUGAAAAGGUUCGUCCUUAUUGAGCCAUCAUUAAGUCUACAUCGUUCGGACUGUGCGGUCGUGAUAAUUUAUUUUUAUUUUUGAUAUUAAUUGAAAUGAAUUGACAUUUAUGUGGGAAUUUUGUUGUUAAGGAAUUAUAGUGCAGUCAAAAUGUUUUUAAGAUUCGAGCCUACAAAAUCCACAAAGGGUGCAAGUAAAAUGCGUCGUGAUCUCAUCAACGCAGAGAUAUCCAACCUUCGAGAUCUACUACCCCUUCCACCCUCCACCAGACAGAGAUUGUCGCAAUUGCAGCUGAUGGCUCUGGUCUGCGUGUAUGUAAGGAAAAUGAAUUAUUUUCAACAAGUGUUCAAGAGUCACGACUUUACCUAUCAGUAUCAAGAACAAAGUACACCCACACCUAAUAUUGGAUUUUCAAAGGCAAUGAACGGUUUUAUGAUGAUGAUGACACAGAAUGGAAAAUUGUUGUACAUAUCGGAAAAUGCAGCUGAAUACUUAGGACAUUCUAUGGAAGACUUACUAAUACACGGAGAUAGCGUAUAUGAUAUAAUAGAUAGACAAGAUCAUCAGAUGGUUCAAUUAGAGCUAAAUAGAGGAAGUAACGGAGAGACUGAAAAUAUACCAAAGAAUAGACAUUUCUUCUGUAGAAUGAAUGUAUCGAGAAACGCUAGGAGACAAAUGAGAUUUGGUGACCAAAAAGUAGUUCUAGUUCGAGGGCACUACGUAUCAUACCUACCGCUAUGCAGUCGCAACGAGCCCGUGUUCCUAGCAUCGUGCACGCCGCUUGCGAUGCCGGAGACGCGCGAAUGCGUAGUCCACGGCGCCACAAACGUCUUCACCACUGUGCACGCCAUGGACAUGAAGAUACUGCAUAUCGAUACCAAUGGCGAGUGGUACUUAGGAUGGAAUAAAUCGGAACUAAUAGAUGUAUCGUGGUACCAAAUACUACAUUGGGAUAGUUUACGAGAAGCCCAAGCCAAACAUAAAUUAAUUACACAAUCGGAACAAGAUAAAUGUUGUAUAUUACUAGUGAGGCUGCAACAGAGAUCUGGCGAGUUCCUAUGGAUACACAUGGUUUUACAAGUCAAGGAAGCCACGGACGCACCUAGACAAUUCAUCGUUGCUACUAAUCAAGUAUUAAGCGAAGAAGAAGCCUCAAUAAUGGUGGCCAACUCCUGGAUAUACCAAUACUACGGCUACCAGCACCAGCCUUGUGGGCUGGACCCGCGUUGUCAAAAAUUCUUCCGACGGGAACAAUUCCAAGAACCCUAUCAAGAAUACCAAUAUGUGGAAAACACGGAGUUGGAAUAUGGUUAUAUGCCUUAUGUUCAAAAACCAGAAGAGUAUGUGUGCGAACGGAUGUUUACUGAUAGAGGACCCGUGGAUUACUCUACGCAUUCACCGCAAUCUACUCUAAGUGAAGAAAGGUCACCGAAUCACUACGAGGUGUCGCCUGAAGCAAUGACUAUGUACCCGUAUACAUAUGCCGGCAAGAGAGAAUAUGAACAGUUCUCAUCUGUAACUUACCCACAAGAACCCUGUACCAGCAUUUGUAUGGAUGGUACGGAAUAUCCCUCAGCAAAGCGAAUGCGUCUAACAAACCUUGGGGUUUCGAUGGAACCCGCAGAUGGCAUGGAGCGAUGGAACCCAAGUCCUCCAUGGUCAGAUAACCUCAAAAUGACAGACUAUACACAAAGGUUUUCGUAUAAUAUACUUCCAAUGCCCACAGAAAGAGUUAUGGUUACUUAAUUAAGUCUAUUUUAUGUUUGACAUUACCAAUUCAUUUGAUCUGUUAUGAAAUUUUAAAUACAAAGUACUAUCAACAAACCAAUACAGAGAAAUCAAUUUAAAACACUGAUUUGUUAUUGGAUAUUUUUGUUGUAAUUAAUUUCUCGGUUUCUUUAUACAAUUACCAGUCGUAUUGACAACAAGUCUGAAAGGUUUUUAAUUCCAUUUGAGGUUAGAACAAUUUAUAUUAUCCACUUAUAGUUUAACCUUUCAUUUCAUACAUUAACUUGUAUAAGGACAUCAAUAUUGUAUGGUAAACAGAACAAAUUAAAGUUGUAAUUAUAUGAUACUCUUGUUACUCACAAGUUACUUUUUGCUGGCUGUCAUAAAAAAUGCAGUACUCAAUACCUAUAAAGUACUGUAUUUUUUAUACAAUUAAUCAUUUUUCAAUCGUUUAAUUACAAGUCUGUUUUUGAUAUUAAAUCUUUUCUUGGAUGACUGGUAUAUUUAAUUGUGUUUGUUGAUAAUACUUAUGUAUGCGUUUGUGACUUAACGAGUCAAAAUAUAAGGGUUAAGCAAGAGGGGUAUAUUAGGUUACAAAGAAUAAGUUAUGUAUUUAUUUAUUUUAAUAUUUUCAGUAUUGUUAUGUUAAUCUAUUUGUCAGUAUAGUUAAAAUAAGUUUUUGAAGUAGCUAAUUGUCAAUUGUAAUUGAUUCCGUCCAAAUUAUAGUUGAUUCCAAAGUAAUAGUUUAUAAUGUAUUGUA